UUCUCUUUCUCCACGUCCAGAUACUGAGCAUUUUUGAGAGCACGAUUUACGACAGUGUGACGCGUUUACGGCAUCUCUGUUGUUAAUUACAGCGACGCGUGUAAACAAGCAAACUCGGCGUGUCUUUCUGCUCUGACAGCGGGAAUAUCACCCAGCGAGUGACAAUGCUUCUCCAAAAUCGAGCUGUCUUUACACUUGGCCUUCGCAUGUGCUCCACACAUGUGACGAAAGGACCGCUGAUUGACACAGCAAGACCCAGUUCAGAUAUGUCUGAAUUCCGCAAGGCCUUUGCUCAAGCCAAGCACAUAGCAAUCAUCACAGGGGCUGGUGUGAGUGCAGAGAGUGGCGUACCAACCUUUAGGGGCGAAAAUGAGAAGUGGAGGAAAUGGCAGUCUCAGGACCUAGCAACUCCAGAGGCCUUUUCUCGCUACCCAUCUCGGGUUUGGGAGUUCUACCAUUACAGAAGGGAGCUUGUGUUGAACAAGAAGCCCAGCGCCGCCCAUUUGGCUAUAGCAGAGUGUGAGGCCCGGCUGAAGAAGCAGGGACGCUCAGUGGUUGUUAUCACCCAGUGUAUAGACGACCUGCAUCGACAGGCUGGGUCCAAACACGUGCUCAAGAUUCACGGCAAUCUGAUGGAGACACGCUGUGUGAGUUGUGGGGAAGUGACUGUGAACAGGCGAAGCCCGAUAUGCGCGGCCUUAAAGGGUAAAGGCGCACCUGGCCCAGAUGUUGCUGAUGCCAAAAUUUCAGUGGACAAACUGCCAAGGUGUGAUGAAAGAGACUGCCAUGGUCUGUUGAGGCCCAAUGUAGUGUUUUUCGGGGAGACUCUGGACUCUCACAUCCUGACCAACGUGGAAAAAGAAAUGGAAAUCUGUGAUCUCUGCCUGGUGGUGGGCACAUCUUCCAUUGUUUACCCAGCAGCCAUGUUUGGGCCCCGGGUUGCUUCCAGAGGCGUUCCAGUGGCAGAGUUUAAUACAAAUACAACACCAAAAACAGAAUAUUUCACGUACCAUUUCCAGGGUCCAUGUGGAACAACGCUGCCUGCAGCUUUGGCACAACAUGAGUCAGAAGUUUUCUAAGAGCAAACAGACUGGGGUUUUUUUGUUGUUGUUGUUUUUUUGUUUUUUUUUUUUUUUUUAAAAAACAUCAAUCAGUAGCUUCUUCCACAGUCUAAUACAAUCCAAAGUUGUGGGAUUUCACAACAGUUUCCCAAAUCUUUGUCUUAUAAUAUUAAAUUGUUAAUGCUUGGUAGAGGUUAAACCUGUAAAUAAUUUAGCUUUGCAAAAAUUCCAAGAUGGAUCUGUUAAUACUUGAAAAUGUAGGUAACUAACUGGAAUCAUACUGGGUUAAGAUUUUGUGUGUUGUACAAACUUGCUGCUUAGAAUUAAGCAGGAACUAUGCAGCUUGAGAAAAGAAAGGGAAAGCACUAUGUAUGUAGUUCUUUGCAUAGGAAAAUACCUCCCUAGAUAUGACAGGAUAUUGAUUCAUAGUACAUGCUGGUAGCAGGUUGUUAUAUUUUAGAAAUACUGUGCUCUAAAAUGAUGCUGUAGAACAGAACAACAUAUUGCUUCUGGUGCCAGUGGAAAACAUUCCUCUUUUCUUUUUCCACCAAAUGAGCAGAUGUACAGACAGUAACAUAAUCUUGUGCCUUUCCAAGCUGUUUACACAACCUUGACUAAACGCUUGCUUUAAACCUCAAGUACAAAUCGACUAAUGUUACAGAGAUUUGGUCGAGUGUACGGAGGUUGCUGUUGGCCAACGACAGAGAUGGUAGAGACGGAAAAUUCAACUUAGUUUGAAUCGGCAUCAAUUACUUCUCAUGCCGUUUGACCGUGUUUAUUGACAUUGUUCUAGAGACGUGUCAUUCAUGACACAUUUGGUACAUUUUUGUACUUUUCAGUGUCUGUUCAGUCCAAGAAAAAAUGUAAGUGUUCAACCUCAACAUGGAACUUGUCUAAAAUUUAAACCAAUUGUUUAAAAUCGUUUUUUUUCUACUGGCUUCUCUGUCCACAAGUGUUACGCACAAUUUUGUAAAAUGUAUUCUAUUAAAACUUCAAUGCAUUUAUACAGAACAUAAUCAUUAAAACACUAAACUGAUA
Amphiprion ocellaris (clown anemonefish) is the source of this 2099-nucleotide messenger RNA. Its product is annotated as NAD-dependent protein deacylase sirtuin-5, mitochondrial-like. The record is from RefSeq and is a predicted model, not a curated record. Lineage: Eukaryota; Metazoa; Chordata; Actinopteri; Pomacentridae. The coding region runs from base 165 to 1079 and encodes 304 amino acids. The transcript is spliced from 9 exons. Gene Ontology annotation, molecular function: NAD+ binding; protein-malonyllysine demalonylase activity; protein-succinyllysine desuccinylase activity.